This is a messenger RNA of Dendrobium catenatum, 507 nucleotides long. RefSeq lists its product as uncharacterized. The transcript is spliced from 2 exons. The record is from RefSeq and is a predicted model, not a curated record. Lineage: Eukaryota; Viridiplantae; Streptophyta; Magnoliopsida; Asparagales; Orchidaceae. Bases 1 to 507 code for a protein of 168 amino acids.
AUGGGUUUCCCCAUGAGGUUUUGCUCAUGGGUGCUCGGUUAUAUUUGCAAUCCAUGGUUUUCUGUGCUGGUUAAUAGACAGCUUUCGAAGGCGAUUACGGCCGGUUGCGGGUUCCGGCAGAGGUGUCCACUUUCCCCUUACCUGUUUAUUCUCGGCUUGGAGCUUUUGUCGCUGCAAUUUCACCAAAGAUUUUGUGUUACCAUUCCCAAUGUGAGGAAGUGUCUGUCGAUCCUGGAGGAGUAUUGUUCGUGGAUGGGGCAGAAGAUCAUCAAAAACAAAUAUGCAAUCCUUUUUAGCCGUUCCACAACUUCUUCGACCAAACAUCGCCUUGCUAGGCUCGCUGUUUGUCGCAAGGUUGAGGAGAUGGAUUACCUGGGAAUUCGGUUCACGCUUAGGAGGCCGAAGAUGGCGGACUUUAGCCACCUCCAUCAAAAAAUUCAUGCGCUUACGCUUGCCUGGGGCGUUAGGCACUUAUCAUUUGCGGGCUGGAUUAAUAUGGUCAAUUAG